This is a messenger RNA of Centruroides sculpturatus (bark scorpion), 1959 nucleotides long. RefSeq names its product disintegrin and metalloproteinase domain-containing protein 10-like. The coding region runs from base 311 to 1855 and encodes 514 amino acids. Gene Ontology annotation, biological process: membrane protein ectodomain proteolysis; Notch signaling pathway. NCBI's taxonomy places the organism in Eukaryota, Metazoa, Arthropoda, Arachnida, Scorpiones, Buthidae. Gene Ontology annotation, cellular component: plasma membrane. The record is from RefSeq and is a predicted model, not a curated record. The transcript is spliced from 4 exons. Gene Ontology annotation, molecular function: metalloendopeptidase activity.
GAGCGACGAGACACGAGAUAUCCUGGGACAGUUACAUACAAAAAGUUAUUGAGCUUUCCAACGUGGAACCAACGACGGCCGGAUGGUUGAACGGUUAAGAUAGCAGUUUACCGACCUGAGGCAUUCGCGAUCGGAUCCGGACGGGUCGAAAUAACAGAAUUUUUCAGAAGGUAGCUCAUCCGGCUAUGUCUGGUCCCUCUCUACCCAGCCGCCUUACUGUAGAAGAAAUUUAAAAUGUGAAUUAGAACUUCUUGCGGAUCAUACCUUUUCUUCCUAUAAGAAAAACGAUCGCUCAAGUAUCAUCGCUGCAAUGAUAUAUCAUGUGAAAUUAGCCGAUAAAAUAUUUCGUUUUACCGAUGUGGACAAUGAUUUAGUAGCAGAUGGCAUAGGAUUCCUUGUAAAUAAAAUCUCCAUUUUCGAAGAUAAAAAUCAACCGGGUUAUCCACUGAAAGAAAACAGCAGCAAUAGUGAUACCGUUUUUAGAUCGUUGACCUCGUACAAUCAACGGCAAUGUCUGUUAGUUGCUUUCGCUCACAGAGACUUCGAUGGUGGGGUGAUUGGGAAAGCUUUUGUGCCAUCUCCUAGAGGAGUUGGAGGAAUCUGUUCACGUUUACGUGGUCAAAGCGUCAAUAAUAAUCUUAUCACGAUACGUAACUCGGGUCAAGUUUUACCUGCGGUGAAAGUGACUCUAGCUACAACCCACGAAAUUGGGCACAGUUUUGGAAGCAAACAUGAUCCAGUAGAUGAUCCAAAUUGUUCUCCUGGAAUUUCCAUUGGCAAUUAUAUCAUGUAUCCAUCUGUGUCACAUGGUGAUAAAGGCAACAACUGGGUAUUUUCGUCGUGCAGCCGAAAAAUGAUGAAGGACGUUAUCAUCGCCAACGGUCGUUGUUUAAAAAAGCAAACAACUGCUGUCUGCGGAAAUUCGAUAACAGAAGACGGAGAAGAGUGCGACUGCGGCCAGCAAUGUAACACUUUAGAUAAAUGUUGCGUUCCACCGGGAUCCUACGAUGAGUGUACCAUUAAGAAAAGCCAAGGAGUCCAGUGUAGUCCUCGUGAAGGACAGUGCUGUACAGAUGAUUGUAAAAUUGUUUCGGCGGAAGCCCAAACUCUAUGUUUUAUCAAUCUUCCUUGCCGGAAAAGAAUUUCUAUGUGUGAUGGACUUUCGUCAUUUUGUCCAGAAACAUUUGUACCUGAUGGUACACCAUGUAUGGAAUCUAUUCGUACGUGCUUUUCUGGCAUUUGCAGAAGCGACGUUUGUAACGAUAACAACUUGCGAAGUUGCGAAUGUUCCGUUUUGAGCGGGAAAGAAUGCCAUGUUUGCUGUUUGGAUACUUCCAACACAUGCCAUUCCGUUCUAGAUUUAAACAUCAGAGUUUCAAAUGGAAGAUAUUUUAAGCUUCACGGAACGCCUUGCAAUUACAAUAGAGGAAAAUGCAGAAGCAAUGGAACGUGUUCGAGAGACGCACCCGAAGGAACGCGUUUUCCGCCCAGAUUGACACGGAGUCCAACAAGAUUUCAGACAAUUCGACCAAGGUUUACACCACGAAGACCAACUUUUCGACCAUGGUAUACACGUCCGAGAGCAACGCGGUCAUUUCCAACACAACCACCUCGGUUUCCUCCAAGACAGCCUCCUUCACCGAGAAUACCGCCAAAGUAUCCACCUUUUCCUCCACCAAGAAUACCGCCGCAAUACCCCCCUUUUCCUCCGAGAUCACCUCCCGAUUCGGGGCCUCGCAAAUUUGAGAGGGGACUUAAUUAUUCCACUAUAUACAAAUUUUGGCCAUUCUUCUUACCAUUGCCUAUACUCUUUGUAUUCAUAGUAGUAAUUUACAUAUGUUCUUGUAGACAGUGACUAUCUUAAAAACUAUUUACAUUAUCUAAAUUAAAACAUUUGUGCGUAUGUAAAUACGAAUUUAGUGUGUGUGUCUUAUGAAAUUCUCGUAAAAAGCAUCGUAG